Molecule: messenger RNA, 4317 nt
Organism: Penicillium mononematosum
Lineage: Eukaryota; Fungi; Ascomycota; Eurotiomycetes; Eurotiales; Aspergillaceae
Exons: 7
Coding region: 1-4317 (1438 amino acids)
Biological process (GO): DNA damage response; protein polyubiquitination
Cellular component (GO): nucleus
Molecular function (GO): ubiquitin protein ligase activity; ATP binding; ATP-dependent chromatin remodeler activity
Source: RefSeq, a predicted model, not a curated record
AUGAGUAUGGUUGUAGAAGAGAUUACAUUGCCAGACGCGACUCUCGAAUCUCUGUACUCGAUCUUCCAGCAAUGCGAUGACCGUCCCACCAAGCGCCGCAAGACUACCAAACGGGGCGCAAGGAGUCUGACUCAAGAAAAUGGGGUAUCAACGGCAGGAGUGCCUUUGGGCUACAUUCCAUUAGCAAGAUUGACAAUGCGCAUAAAACCCUUGAAUACGAACACGAACAAAUACCAAAGACCUUACGACCCAGACCUCUCCACCUCCAGUGUUUCUAUACUCAUUGAUGUUCGAAGCGUUCAUUUUCUCGAUGAAGAUCUGGACAAUGCGCCGCAACCAGACCCGGCCAAGGACGGCGCUGAUCGUAUGGAACUGGAACUAUCGAGUCUCGAUGAAAAGGAAUUGCUGAUAUAUCCAUGCGAGGAUCCACGGCUGUUCGAUCUCCUUGGGCAACUUCAGGCCGCCAGCAGACUUGCUCACGUGGACAAGUUCUCCAAGAAGGUGCCUACAGCCUGCUACCAAGCGCACCUGUGUGCCUUACCAGAUGGAGCAGGCUUUUCUCUCGAGACGGUUGUUCUUUGGAAGGAUUCUAUCGAGGUUCCAGACUCAAGCCGCUUGGGGGUAGCAGACCUGGAAGCGUUUACAAAAUAUGUGCUGCAGGAAAAAUGCGUUCGCCCAUCAGCAGACCCGCGCGAAUAUCGUGAGAGUAUGCUGGGAACCCCCAAAGAAUGGUCUCCCCGCGAUUUCUAUAAGAACGUGCACGUUCCCGAGGUCACAGACAGUUCAAAUAUCAAAUGCCCUGAUUUAAAAUGCAAGCUAUUUCCAUUCCAGCAAAGAGCUGUUCGCUGGCUCUUACAAAGAGAAGGAAGAGAUGUCGGGCCAAAUGGCGAAAUUAUGCCUAUGGGAGAACUUCCCAAAAGCGACAUUCCAGCAUCUUUCAAUUCCACGAAAGAUGCGGACGGACGGACCUACUACUUCAGUCAUCUUUUCAUGGUUCUGACAACCGACCUUUCUCUAUGGUACGAUGCCGCGGAUAACCUGAAAGGCGGAAUACUUGCUGAGGAAAUGGGGUUGGGCAAGACAGUCGAAGUGAUUGCAUUGAUAAGUCUGAAUAAGCGAGAAGAAUCGCAGAUCUGGAAGGCUGAUGCCGACGGGUUGAGACCUACUGGCGGCACUCUGAUUAUCACGCCCCCCGCGAUUCUUGAACAAUGGAAACAAGAGUUGAAAGAGCAUGCUCCUACUCUGAGUGUUCAUCAUUACAAUGGCAUCAAACGUUCGGGACAAGCAACCGACGACAUGAUUGUCGACGAGCUUGCCGAGUUCGAUGUUGUUCUGACAACCUACAAUGUCAUCGCGAAAGAAAUUCACUAUACGGGUGGUGGCCCACAGCGAGCUCUACGGCACGAAAAGCGAUUCGCACAGAGGAAGACACCACUCGUUCGUCUCUCAUGGUGGCGUGUAUGUCUGGAUGAGGCCCAGAUGAUUGAGAGUGGUGUCAGCAAUGCAGCGAAAGUAGCUCGCCUGAUUCCUCGAGAAAUGGCUUGGGCUGUGACCGGUACCCCGCUGCGCAGAAACAUAGACGACCUCUCCCUUGUGGAGAAGAUUGUGCUUGUGCUUUGGGCCAGUCUUGGCAAAAAUCAUAAACACAAUCGCUCUUCGGCACAGGAAAGGUCAGUUACUGGAGGAGCUCCGCUACCGCCUCAAAAGCGCAUUGUUAUCACUACUCCUUUCACGGCUAUAGAAGAACAAAAGUAUGGUCAGCUUUUUGAGCAAAUGUGCGAAGAAUGUGGUUUGAACGCCUCGGGAGCUCCCCUUCGAGGCGACUGGGAUCCCGAAGAUCUUGUAAUUGUCGAAAAAAUGCGUACUUGGUUGACAAGACUCCGUGAAACGUGCCUUCGCCCCAACAUUCGCUAUCGCCGAACCCUAGGUCAAGGUUCUGGUCCUUUGCAGACUGUGGGCCAAGUUCUGGAAGCCAUGACUGAUGCCAACGAGGCAGCUAUACAAGCCCUUGCUCUUUGGCAGAACGCAUUGGAUCAUGCCACGCGGCUGGUUGAAGACAGCAGAGAGCAGCUGCGCCUACUGAAGACCAAAGGCGCUACCAGUGACAAAGACGAGACUAAUCUAGGAUUUAUCAAUCAGGAUGGCGAGGAUGAUGAGGACGAAGAGGAUGAAGAGGCAGGCAAUAACAGCCGCCUCGGUGAGUGUCGACUGAAGCUUCGAGCUGCACUCGAGGUCCAGCAUAUUGCAGUAUUUUUCACUGCGAACGCAUAUUACCAAAUCAAGAGCGAUCCAAAUCUGACCCAGCCAGAUUCAGAUGAGUUUAAAGCGCUCGAGAAACGUGAAGAGGAGGCUUAUGAGGCCGCAAAAGUCAUUCGCAAAGAGAUGUUGACUGACGUUGCCCGGAGAGUUGAGCGCUACAUGAGGAAAGUCAAGAUCAAGGCACGAGACAAAGAAUUCGUGCACAUCCCGAAAAUGAAGCCCCAUCUCUACAGCAAAGGAGUCGAGGCAUACAAUCUGCUCAGCAAACUUGAAGAUUUCUGCGACGCUCUUAACAAGAAUGCCGAGCAAUACAAGGAAUGGCGGGAUGUCAUGGUUAGACUCGUCUCUCAGUCUCUCAUUGACCAGGAAGAAGAAGCAAAGCUUGAGGGCGAUGAGUAUGAGCGGUCAACAAAGCAUCAAGAUGAGAUGUAUGUCUACAUGGAGGCUUUGAGGUCAAUGUACAGCGACCGUUAUGACGCUCUCACUGGUUACAAGAACACUCUCAUUUCCCACGAAGCCAAAGCCGGAAUCAUCCAGGCCGAAAGAGGCGAGGGACCCUCUCCGCAACUAUUUCUCAAGAUCAUGGAUACUCGCAGUCAGCUUCAACCUGAUCCCAGUCUCGGAUCGCUCCGCGGCAUUGUCAGUGAGCUUCGCAAACUCGUGGCAUCGUUGGAGUGGCAAGCGAGCUCGGGCAAUUCUCGUGCUCGUGCUGAACAUGAGAUCGUCGAAAUGGUCCUGAAAAACGCCGGUCAAAUGAUCGCUGAGCAACUGAAAGUAUCGACCAAACUGAGCAGAGAAGUUGAAAGUUUCCGCGACAUCAUGAACAAUCGGCUGGAGUAUUAUCGUCACCUGCAGCAGAUUUCGGAUACGGUGGCCCCAUACGACGAGGAAAGCGCAGGCAAGCCGUUAGAUGAAUCCGCUUUUGCCCUAAGACUGGAGCAGGAGGAGUUGAUUGAAGGAAAGAUUGCCUCUCUCAGGUCUAAAGCAAGAUAUCUCAUUCAUCUAAGAGAUGACUCUAGCUCGGACAGCAACCCUCGAGAGUGCAUUGUCUGCCAAUCGACCUUCGAAGUUGGCGUGUUGACUGUGUGUGGUCACAAAUAUUGCAAAGACUGCUUGCAAUUAUGGUGGACUGCACACCAAAAUUGUCCAAUGUGCAAGAGGAAGCUGAAGCGCAAUGAUUUCCAUCGGAUUACAUACAAGCCACAGGAGCUAGUGGUGCAGGAGGAAAAGACACCUGUCAAAUUGAGCUACGAAGGUCAUUCUCAGAAUGCGAUUUACAGCGACAUCAGCUCCGGCCAUCUCAACGAGAUCAAGAACAUUGAUUUGGAGGAAUCUUACGGGUCAAAGAUUGACACUUUGGUCCGACACAUCCUAUGGCUGCGAGAACACGACCCUGGCGCAAAGUCUAUCAUUUUCUCUCAAUAUGGAAGCUUUUUGUCUUCAUUACAGGCUGUAUUCGGGUUUCUUGAAAUAUCCAGCACGACUAUUGACUCUCCGGAUGGUAUCGAGAAGUUCAAAUCAGACCCAGCUAUUGAGUGCUUUUUGCUACAUGGCAAAGCACAGGCAUCCGGGUUGAAUUUGACCGUUGCCACUCAUGUCUUCCUAUGUGAGCCACUCAUCAACACGGCAAUCGAACUCCAGGUCAUUGCUCGAGUCCAUCGUAUUGGACAACAUCGACCAACAACAGUAUGGAUGUACCUUGUCUCCGGCACGGUGGAAGAAUCCAUAUAUGAGAUCUCAGUAACCCGGCGUUUGGCUCAUAUCACGGAGAAAGAAAAGCAAGCCAAAGCGGCACUCUCGACAUCUCCUGCGGACGAUGACGAUGUUACAGAAGCGGCUAUUGAAUCUGCCAACUCGAUGGAACUACAAGAUGCCACUCUCACAACACUAAUGCAACGCGGCUCUGAAGGUGGCGAGAUGGUGAAGAAGGACGACCUUUGGCAAUGUCUCUUUGGAAAUACCAAGCAGAAAGAUGGCACUAAUCCCUCGGCUGAGGCAGAAAGGGAGGUUGGCCGGUUCUUGAGAGGCGAAGCUGCUGAGCAAAGAAGGGAAGGCUGA